AGUUAUUUUUGGCAGAGAUUCUACUCCAAAUUCAGGAUGAAAAAACAAAUCGUUCGGGAGUUCACUACGGUCAAGAAGGUGCGCUACUUGCCACGGCAGCCAUCGCCCCCGCCACAGCCACCGCCACCGCCGCCACGCCAGGUGCUCGUGGUGGGUAGCUGCACCUUGGAUCUGGUCACGGUUUGCGAGGUUCAUCCCACGGCCGGCGUGGAUCAGCGCACCAGCGAGGGAUGCUGGCGGCGGGGCGGCAGCGCCUCCGAUAUGUGCAGCGUUCUGCGUCGCCUGGGCACGCCUUGCGAGUUCCUUGGGCGACUGAGCAGAGCCAGUGCCUUCGAGGAGCUGUUGACCAGCUUCCACUCGAUGGGCAUCGACAUUUCGCACUGCCCAAUGUCAGCCCAGCAGCCGCCGCAUCGCAGCAUCAUCACCAUACGCGGCAGCGAGACGCACACCAUCCUGGAGUACUCGAAUCGAAGGCAGGAGCUCACCUUCCAGCAGUUCCUCGGGGCCAUCGACUACCAGCGGUACUCGUGGGUGCACUUCGAGUGCCGCAAUCCCAUGGAAACGGUGCGCAUGAUACGCGCCGUGCGCGCCUUCAACGAGCGCUGCCCGGAGGCGAGAAUCAUCCUUUCCGCGGAUCUGGGCAGCCUGAAAAAGCCCAGCCUGAUGGUGGCCGAUCUGGUGGAUUAUGUGUUUGUCCGCAAGCAGCUCAAGCAGACUUACUCGUACAUGAACGGCCACGAGACGGUAUGGGCUGUACGCGACGGACUGCGUCAAGUGUGUGCUGAAUGGGAGAAAGAUCAGCCACGGAAGACGCCCCAUCCCACGCAGGGCAUCCCGCCCGUGGACACAAACCUCUGCCCGGGGGUGUCACAGAACGGCCCCACAAUUAUCUACAACAACUAUGCGGAGGGCGCCAGCUGCCUGCUGCCCGACGACACCUUCUUCAAGGUGGGACCGCACACGCCGCAAAAGAUUGUGGACGCGAUCGGUGAGAAUGAGACGUUCGCGGCGGCGGUAAUCUAUGCCCUGCUGGAGGCAAAGCUGCGGCUGCGCGACGCCCUGGAAUAUGGCACUCGGGCGGCCGUCUUCAAGGUGCAACAGAACGGAUUCGAUGGUCUGCGCUGCCUGCCCAAGGAUCUCAUUGGAUGCUACUACGCCUAAGCGAUGGAGUAACUGAGCGACUGAGUU
Messenger RNA from Drosophila subobscura, 1188 nucleotides. Its product is annotated as ketohexokinase. The transcript has a single exon. Gene Ontology annotation, biological process: fructose metabolic process. Gene Ontology annotation, molecular function: ketohexokinase activity. The coding region runs from base 37 to 1161 and encodes 374 amino acids. The record is from RefSeq and is a predicted model, not a curated record. NCBI's taxonomy places the organism in Eukaryota, Metazoa, Arthropoda, Insecta, Diptera, Drosophilidae.